UCAUCUGUCAACUGUCAUCAAAAGAAAAAAAAAAUAAAUUUUUCUGUGUUGAGAAAUUUUUUUAUUUUUCUUUCUCCCCAAAAAAUCAUGUCCACCCGCUGGUAUCCAAUUUAUCAACGAGGAAAUCCACAACUUCGUGUAUUUCUUCCAAAUUUCUGGAUGAAAUUAAUUCGUCCCAAAGAGGAACAACCCGAAAAUGUUGUCACCUUCUCGGUGUCAAUGCAAAUGACUCGCUACGACAUUGCAAAUUAUUUGGAAAAAAUCUACCAAGUGCCGGUGAAGCAUGUUCGGACGAGAAUUACUCUAGGAUCAACAAAGCGCGAUCAAGUCUAUGGUUAUAUCACCAAAAAUGAUGAUGAAAAGAUUGCUUAUGUAACUUUGCCACGAGAUUUGAAGUUUACAUUCCCAGAGGUGACAGUGGGCAAGGAUGGCGAUAAAGAAGAGAAAGAUCAAAAAGCAAUGGAUGAAUCGAAACAAGGAUUCAAGAGCUUUUUGGAUAGAAACAAAAAACGUCCCGGAACUCCAGGAUGGUUUUCAAUCUAAUUUACUUUGGGAAGACUCUUCCACUUUGUUUUAAAAAGUGUUUUGUUUUGAUUUGUAAUCAUGUUGAUAGGUGAAAUAAACGUUUUGAAAAAAAAAA
Molecule: messenger RNA, 640 nt
Organism: Episyrphus balteatus (marmalade hoverfly)
Lineage: Eukaryota; Metazoa; Arthropoda; Insecta; Diptera; Syrphidae
Gene: mRpL23
Product: 39S ribosomal protein L23, mitochondrial
Exons: 2
Coding region: 88-543 (151 amino acids)
Biological process (GO): mitochondrial translation
Cellular component (GO): mitochondrial large ribosomal subunit; ribosome
Molecular function (GO): structural constituent of ribosome
Source: RefSeq, a predicted model, not a curated record